Molecule: messenger RNA, 8082 nt
Organism: Vollenhovia emeryi
Lineage: Eukaryota; Metazoa; Arthropoda; Insecta; Hymenoptera; Formicidae
Product: mediator of RNA polymerase II transcription subunit 13-like
Exons: 7
Coding region: 273-4058 (1261 amino acids)
Biological process (GO): regulation of transcription by RNA polymerase II
Cellular component (GO): nucleus
Molecular function (GO): transcription cis-regulatory region binding
Source: RefSeq, a predicted model, not a curated record
AAAGUAGUCUUGAUGGGACAGCGGCGUGCGCCGCACCGUGAGUCGCUGGUCCGAGCGCGUCAAACCUAUAUCGCUCCGAUACACGCACACCGCGUUCCCGUGGAUAGUCCGUGAUACAUAUAUAUAUAUGUAUAUAUGUAUGCAUAUAUAUAUGUACAUAUAUACAUUUUAUAUAUGUGUAUGCCCGCGCGGUAUGUGCCGUCAGUGUGUGUGUGCACCAAGGGAUCCUAGAUGACUGUGGGAAUAGUGUGUGACACUCGUGCGGCAAAGAAAUGGAAAAGAUAGAGUUACUGGGCGGUGCUUGCUUCAGCCACGGCCCUUACACGUUUUACAAGGCGGUAAGGAUAAGUAACGGCCGCGUCCUUCGUCUCGGCAGUUUCUUCCUGACGAAAUUGUGGAGCGAUGCCGAUCUCGUCAGCAUCGGCGAGCUUCAGCUACUGUGGAUGGACAGUCGCGGGCCGAAUCAGCCCCUGGCGUCCCUGCGGCUCUAUUUCCUACCUGAGAACACGCCGGACGGAAGGAGGGACACGCACGGAGAGGACGAGGUGCUGACGAUUUCAGAAAAGGUAGUCGUCCGCGUGCACGACCUAGUCACAUGGCUCUCGCCGACGUUGGAGUGGUCGUGGGGCCGGCAAGUGUCCUAUCCGACGAGCCCGACGUCGUCCCCGGGGGCCAGCCCGCUCAGAUACGAGAUGCCGCAGCCGCAGGUGCUUACGGACCCGGGGAUCGACUUCUCGGACGUCGAGAAGCAGCAGAAGGAAUACGAGUGCAGCGUCAACUCGUCCAAGAAGCCGGACAGCUUUCAGACGAGGGUGGUGGUGCUGUCGUAUCCCAGGUACUGCCGCUACCGGGCGCUUCUACGUAGGCUCGAGGGCGCCGAGCCCUCCUGGCUGUGCUCGUCCAUCGCGGCCGCGCUCGGGGGAUUCACCGCGACGCCGGGCACCAGGGUGCUCUUCUGCAGGGACACAUUCGACUACCCGGAUCUCGAGACUCACGAGCUGCUGUGUAACCACUUGGCACCGAAGCUAAAGGGCAGACCACGAAGGAAGCGCAAAAAGCGCAGCGCCUCGCCGGGCGAAUCCUCCAACGAGAGCGAGGCCUCAGUGGCGUCGACGUCGAAGAGCACGUCGGCGAUCACCAGCCUGGUGAUACCCACGGUCGGCAGGCCGCCCUCGUCCGGGGUACGGCGGAGCGAGAGGAAGACCAGCGCGGAAGAGAAGAAGUUUAUCACCGACGUGCAGAGUUUUAUGAACUCUCGGGGUACGCCGGUCGGAAAGAUGCCACUGCUGGGCUACAGGCAGAUCGAUCUGUUCCUGUUCUACACGAAGGUGCAGAUGCUCGGUGGUUACGACUCCGUCAGCGCUGGCCGCCUUUGGAAGACCAUCUACGACGACAUCGGUGGCAACACGGGGUCCACUAGUGCGGCGACCAUUACGCGUAGACAUUAUGAAAGAUUAUUAUUACCAUAUGAGAGAUAUCAGCGAGGCGAGGAGACAAAAGUGAGAUUGAAUCACGGACGACGUACCAAGAGUAUGAGUAUGUCCGAGGAUUUAGAUAUCAAGGAGGAACCAAGCGACCUGUACAUGUCCGAGACACCUCCGCCUGUAGAUGCAAUUCCUGCGACGACGACACCGCCCUUACAACCAAUAAUGUCAGCGACAACGACUUUACUCUCGAGUGAGAAACCCAAAGCCGAGACCGGCAAGACGUCCUCGUUACGUAGCGUGCGAGUCAAGCCGGAACGCCUCAAGUCCUUGAAUACAAUAAUCGCCAAUAACGCGACACCUUCCAGCCAGCAAGCUAGCCAACUGCCAAGUCCACCGCCAUCCUCCAAUACAUCUAUCUCAACGCCCAACAGCACACCCUCCACAACGCCGACGAAUGGUACCAGUAACAAUCAGAGUGUCUUGGAGAGGCAGCUCAACAGUCCUUUGAUAUCCCAACAAGUUCCACCAUCGUGUUCGCCAGGCUUGCCCGUGGCUAGUGUAGCGACAAACGCGUCGACGGUUGUCACCCUAACGCCUCCGCCUGAGAAGGAUAUGAAGGAGAUCAAGUUGGAUCCCAAGCAGACGACUCUACUGGCGCAGGGCAAGGAAAAUAUACCACUGUUCGGCGCCGAGAAAUUCGCGGAGAAGACGAUACCGCCGGUCUCCAGAUCGCCCGAGGUGAUUGACCUUGAAAACGAGAGCGACACGAGUCGAGACAAGAUAAUCAUUCCCAGCUUCAAGAAACGCAAGCUCGAAAUUCUGCGCGAGGGCGGUCUUGAAGUCACCGCCGUCGAUCUGGAAGCGCGACCGAGCGUGAUUCAGAGUAACAUCGCCGUGUCGCCGCAACAGCAGCAGCACCAGCAACAGCCUCAGCCUCCGCCAGUUACAAUGAAGUCCACUGAAGAGAAGCAACCGUCGAUCUCACCGUAUCCGCUUCCAGUCACGCCCAAUUCCAUUCCUAAGUUGAUAUCCGUCACCGUGACGCCCGACAUAGGACACAUGUUGCCGUCGCCGCAUGAACAUCAUAAUCAUCAGCCGCGAAUACCGACGGUCAAGCAGUUACCCGCUCAUCACAACAACAACAACAACAUCAGUAUGAUGAACAAUAACGUGACGAACAGUCGGGUGAUAAAUCUCGGUAGCUCGAACAAUGCCGCGCUGUUGCAGUUGUACGCGAGCGCGAACGUCGUACCAUCGACGAUCCCGUCUGCGACGUCUGCGCAGCACCCCAACUAUCGUUUCGUUCGGCCAAAUAUUCCAAAUGGCAGGUUAAUACCGCCGAAGGUGACGCAGUCCAAGUCGAUAUUUAUGCACAACGAAAGAACGGUUUACGGAAAUCCCAAGGAUAUUCUUAUCUCUCCACCGAAAUAUCGCGCGUCGCAUCCACAUCCGCAUUCGCAUCCGCAUCCGCAUCAGCAACCGCAUCAACAGUCGCAUCAGCAACCGCAUCAACAGUCGCAUCAGCAGCCGCAUCAACAGCAGCAACAACAAUGCUCGCAACAUCCGCAAAUGAGCUCUAGCAACGACAUCGGACAAGCGGGUGUUCUCGACCUGACGCAAAAGUCUAACGAGAAACCGACGUUCCCUAGGCCCAGUCUAGAAAUAGUCAGAGUACCUGUAGUACAGAGGCCUAAUCCGUUAAAUCUGGACGUGCGGAAUUCACCCGCCAAGGACAAAUCGUUGGACAGGCCUGUCGCCGACUGUCCAAAGCGAGUACCCUUCCCCGCCUAUCAAAAUGUAAUCGACAGUCGAACUAUCGCGUCGAACAACCUCGAAAUUACGUUAGUAAAUCCCAAGCACAAAAACAAUCAUCACCUCAUACCGUCUCAUGUCCAAAUACCAAGUCCACCUAAUAAAAGCAGUGCAAUAGGGACGAUAGGCAACGCGCAAAGGAGGCAGCAUCAGCCGCAGCAACAAGUGAAUGGCAAGUAUACGGUGAGAAGCGAGCCGGUUUCGCCAUACACACCGAGGAAGCCAAGCCAUCCCAUUAUACCGAACGUACCCAAUUUGAAUCAUCUGAAUCACAGUGGAAGUUCGUUUCCCCGAAUGCAAGCAACGACGUUACAGCAACAACAACAACAAAUGAGCAUUGACAGGAGGAAAGCGGUCGCGGAGGCCGGCAGGGAUCAUCAACAUCGUAGAAUCAGCGAGGGCGAGAAAUCAUCUUUGGCAGUGCAACAGCAACAGCAGCAGCAGCAGCAGCAGCAUCAGGAAUCCAGGCAGAGCGAGGUCGGGCGACGACACAGUUUACCCAACAUACCAUCGGGUUUCGUGCCGACGGUACCGCAAAACAACUCUACCGCUUUUCCGUUGCCGCAACUGCCAAACGCGUCCGACAAGUUCCUACCAAUUCUGAACCCCAUGUACUACUCCACGUUCUAUAACGGUUUGCUCCCACCGCCGAUUCCGCCCACGGCCGCCGCAGCUGCUGCCGCCGCCGCGUCGUCGUCGUUUUUAUUGCCGGAAUUUAACGCGUAUUACAAGGAAAUAUUCGCUCCCUCGCAACCAAGACUGACGGGGAUGAUGGGGCAGCCGCCGCAUCAACAGCCGGCCGCCCCAACGUCUAAGUAGACAAUGGGAUCUCAACAUGUAGGGUUUCCGGCAUAGCGAAAGAUACUUUGAUUACUAGAGAGACAAGGAUCCGUCGGACUUCUUCGCUGUCGAUAUGAAUGCCAGCGAGUGAAGCGAUAUAACGAUAAGAGUGAUGCAGUUCAAAUUAUAUCUACGUUCAGUUAUGUUGUUUUUAUUCGGUUUAAGCAUCAACAAGACGAAAUUAUUUACGCUGUUCGUUUCACGGUAGAACAAUGAUAAUCCCGCAGAGUCUCGCGUAAAUAUAGAAUAAAAUAUCAGUCAGACUAACGCGCAUUUCAAACGAAGAUAUAUUUUUCAAAGUUACGUCACACGUUUUAUGUAACUACUAAUAUUUCUGUAAUUAGAAAUAUUUAUAAUGCAUCUGAGAUGCAACAGCAUGUUGACUUCGCUGCCCGCUUGACAUUUCGUUGACGUUCGAAAUCAGAGGCGUAGAUUUAAUAGAAUUAAUAUUAAUGACACGCGUCAUGUCCAGAGAAUGUGCGAUUAUAUAUUACAAGUACAUAACACUGCAAAUUCUGCCUUCAAACUGACUUCUCGGAUUCGUCCAUGCACGAGACUCUGGAGGAUUAUCGAUAUUAAGAAGAAAAAUCCCUGUGAUAAAAGUGCUACAAGUGUAAUGUAUUCAAGGAGACGCAGUCGACGGAAUCCACAGAAAAUCGUUAUUUUUAUAUGUUUAUUUUAUAUGAAUUGUUUACGCGCGUUUUUUUUAGUUUUCAAUGUUACGAGACAAAAUAUUCCGAUUCGGAAGCUCGCGCCGUCCACGGCCGUGGCCGAGGCUACCGAUCGUUCCCGUUCUCCGAGCUCUUUCUCUCUCUAUCUCUCUCUCGAGGAGAGUGGUUAUUUUUUUUCCUUCGCACGUUCAAAAUACGUAAUUUCAGAGUGCCGUUAAUUUCGGUCCGUUCUUUCAUUUACCGUUCUCGUUUCGCAAGCGCACAUUUUGAUUUAUUUUCGAAUGCACCAUGUGAUAAAAGCCCGAUGCGAAGGGUGGGUGGACAACGGCGAACACUUGGCCGGCGGAUCAUCGGAGUGUAUAAUUGUUUACUGUGUGUAACGGGGUAAAUCUUAUGUAGUAACGCUCGCGAAAACCCUAUGUACUGUAUAAGCUAGACAAUUUUCAUUAUUAUAAUAAUAUUAAUAAUAAGAUGAAACACUCGUACACAAUCACAUACACCGCUCUGUAGUCACCUCUAACGAUAUAAGCGCACGCAUGCAAUGUUAUAGCAGCGACAUGUAUAUAAUGUAUAUAAUCACGUAAAUCAUUAAGCUAGACAAAUCCUACAUUAUCUUUCAACAUUACGUAAGGGAAGUUAAGUUUAGUAAGUGUACACAGACUGUCUUUGCUCGUGUGGCCAACGAUUGUCGUAUCGCUGCCUCCUUACGGGGAGACGAAAACGAUAUUUUGCAGAAACAUUUCCGAUGGUCUCUUUUUUCGCUCGGAUGACACUUGUGACGAUCCUUCGUUUUCCAACGCCGCGUGUCCGGCGCGCGGGAGCGCGACAAGUGUAAACCCCUCGGCUUUUUUUUUUAUCUCGGUGAAAGGCAAAACGGAACCGCAACGCGCGCUCGACCGAUUGUUACGCGAUCGCUUACGCAAAACGUGAUCGAACAUCGCGGGCCACCACAAUACUAUUUGAGAACAGAUUUAAACAAAAAUUUACCGACGGUAUAUCCAUGUUAAAUGUAGACAUAUUGAUAGAAUUUGUUCGUUUUAGGAUACUCUGAUCAAAAAAAAAAAGAUACUAAUAAAUAUGAGAGUAACGUUAAAGCAUUCGUAACCCUAAGACGUGCAGGAGGAGGAAAGGUCCGUUUCCGGAUCGUUCUGGCGAAAAAAAAGAAAAUCAGAUUUCUAUAUCGAUGUCUUUCAAGAGUAAUGAAUUGUUCACGUUUUUUCGGAUGGUUCUUUCGUGAUAACAAAGGCGUUCCGGCGCCGAUUAGCGAGACCGCGGCUGAUUAAACAAUAAGCCUUCCAGUGGUAUUCAACGGGUAGGGGGGGGGGACAGGAUUCGUCGAGGAGGAACAGCUAGUGCGAGAGGACACGGGACGACGCGAAACCGCUUACCACUGUUAUUAUUUUUGUAAGACCGCGGCUGACUUCCGGCGACCCGGGCGCGUCGCGACCGCACGCCGUCGCGUCGCGUCGCUUUUCGACUUGGUGCUAUGCGACGAAAAAUUCUAUUGUAAGGUCCUUUUCGAAAAUUUUAACGGGCGUUGUUGGGUACCAGUGGAUCUCUGGCGCGAUCGCCCGAAAGAACUAUACACACACACACACACACACACAGACACACACGUACACACAAUCUUAAGAUAGAUCUUCACGUCCAAGUCUGAUAAACGUAUACAGAAACGAGAAGUUGAGGAGACUCCACGGGUUCUAGCGUAUGUGUAAAGAAAGGAGGUAGUCGAGUACACGGAUCCGCCAUGAUUCGGUGUAACAUCGCGGGGUUCGUACGGGAAAGCGAGGGAAGCGAGCGGCGAGGCGGACGUUGCCGGGUCUCCGCCUGGAGGGAAAGGCGCUUUUACGAGAAUACGUGCCAUAAAAAAAAAGAAAAACUGAUUAGAUAGCGACUACGAGAUCGAGCGGCGACGACGGUCAUUUGUACGUGCUCUCGACGAGCCCCUCGUACGGUUCGAGAGACUAGGAAGGUAGACGCGAGUCGAGGGGGAGACGAGAGGAUGAGAAUAAUAACAAUGUGCAAAGAAUUCCACGUGGAAGAUUUUAUAUGAUUUUUCAGUUUAUAAUUCUGUUACCGCGAUUAUUUUGUAAGUCUCGAGUCCUUUUUUUUUUUUUUUUAGCGCGCGCGUGCGAGUGUAAACGGGAGAAAACGUGUGUGCCGAUGAGCGAGUGAGUGAGUCGUGCGAGAAUCUUUGGAGAGUGUUUCGAGGACGAGUCUACGAUUGUUUUCGUUUUCUUUUUUAUUUUCCUCUGCGAGUUUUCAUUUUGUAUACCUAGUAGCGCGAUUUUAGCAUAACCCUCGUUUUUUCCCACUUUAAUAAUAGUAAUUAUUACGAUACAAAAUAUUUUUUAUUAUAUGGGCAUUUCAGUUCCUAAGUUGGAAAUAAAAUAUCUACUACAAACGCGGGCCUUCUUAUUGCACACCAUGCGAGCUAUCCGCGCGAUCGUAGCAACGGAUCUUUAAAUUUACAUCUUUCCCAGGAGUAGCCGAAAGGUGCACUUGCAGAUUUUGAUUCCGAGGAGACGCCUGCCUCCCUUGCGAUAGAUAUUUAAUUAAAAUAAACCCCUUCGUGAAUUGAUCAUUUCCCAAAUCCUUGGAUCUCUUUAAUAAUUUACAAUGUUCUCGCUGAUAAUAUACGGAGAGAUUUAUUGUACGUUGAAAAGCAUAGCAAUAAUUAAAACGAUCUUUCUCCCCAAGGGCGUCCGCAGGAUCUUUUUCGUGGAAGAGCACGGUUUAAACGUUCAAGAUUAAAACACUUGUCAAUUCAAAUUUAUACACCUUUUGGCAUAUAAAUCUCUCUAUCAAAGGAAGAGCAAAUGUUUAACUUUUUGCUAAUUGAGGGCAGGACGGAACAAAUGCCCGUUCGCUGUGGACGCCUCCGUUUCUCCCUCUCUCUUAAUAAUAAUAUUCCCUGCUGCUAAUUUCAAUUGUAGCUCAGAUAUUGGUAAUUACAUGCGCAUGUAAUUAUUAGAGUCGUGAAUGCUAAUUGCUCGCUGCGCGCAGGACGGAGCGUCCGAGUUUCGACGUCGCGCGAGGCCUGGGAUCGCGGAUGGGAUCAGUAAGAAAUUAAGAUGCCGAUAUGGGAGUUUUAGUCAUGGGAAAGUAUACGGGCUUCCCCACGGAUACGCUCGUCGUAAUCGAGGGGCCGCCUCCCAUUGGUCCGGCCGUCAGCGCGCGGCGUUAUGAACUCGGCAAAACGACUGAAAAACGAAGGAAAAAGGGCCGCGAAGCACCGCGGCGCGGAAUGCACCGGGGCACAUGUGCCGCGAAAUUUAAAAUCUCUUUACGGCAGCCAUAAACCGAUAACCUGUUUAACCAGUCCGGCGACG